Messenger RNA from Andrographis paniculata, 2451 nucleotides. Its product is annotated as mitogen-activated protein kinase 19-like. Gene Ontology annotation, molecular function: MAP kinase activity; ATP binding. The transcript has 10 exons. The coding region runs from base 423 to 2165 and encodes 580 amino acids. Gene Ontology annotation, cellular component: cytoplasm; nucleus. The record is from RefSeq and is a predicted model, not a curated record. NCBI's taxonomy places the organism in Eukaryota, Viridiplantae, Streptophyta, Magnoliopsida, Lamiales, Acanthaceae. Gene Ontology annotation, biological process: intracellular signal transduction; protein phosphorylation.
UUUAGUUCUUUUUUUUGCAGUCUGCACCUUCACUGCUCUUUCGCCGUAUCAGUAUUUUCAGCCGUCUGUCUGUCUGUCUUUGAUUCCUUCUCUGCCGUUCGCUUUUUCAGUGUGAUGUUUCUGCGAAUUAUUCUCUGAUUUUUGGUCUGGAGAGCUUCCAUUGAGCUGAACUUUUUCCCGGAAUUUGUUGAAAGGGUGGAAGGUUGAGUGUUGGUGGCGGUGGUUGAGGUUGGAGUGCAGUUUUCGGUGUUUGGUGCUGCCAAUGCUGUUUUCUUCUCCUCUUUGAUGUUCAAUUGAUUGUUUUGGAAGUGUUGGGGUAUAAUUUGUGUUGUUUCGUUGGACUUAGUGUUGCUUUGAUCUGAUUGGAUCUAGCAGCGCGGACAACGCCAUCGCUGCAGGGAGUGUUUAGUGAAGGAGGAAGGAUGCAAGUGGAAGAUCAGAGGAAGAAGGUCCCUAUGGAGGCAGAAUUUUUUAGUGGAGAUUCCAACAGAUACAAAAUUCUGGAAAUUAUUGGAAAGGGUAGCUAUGGAGUUGUGUGUGCUGCAAUUGAUACCCAUACUGGUGAAAAAGUAGCAAUAAAGAAAAUAACAGAUACUUUUGAACACAUGUCUGAUGCUAUUCGGAUUUUGCGAGAAGUGAAGUUGCUUCGCAUUUUGCGUCAUCCUGAUAUUGUGGAAAUUAAGCGGAUCAUGUUGCCAUCCUCUAGGCGGGACUUUAAGGAUAUCUAUGUCGUAUUCGAGCUUAUGGAGUCUGACCUUCAUCAAGUCAUAAAAGCCAACGAUGACUUGACGAACGAGCAUCAAAGGUUUUUCCUUUAUCAGAUGCUUAGAGCACUGAAAUAUAUGCAUACAGCUAAUGUGUACCAUCGGGAUCUUAAACCAAAGAAUAUAUUGGCAAAUGCCAACUGCAAGCUCAAAAUAUGUGAUUUUGGACUUGCACGAGUCGCAUUUAAUGACACCCCAUCAACAAUAUUUUGGACGGAUUAUGUUGCAACAAGGUGGUACAGAGCUCCUGAGUUGUGUGGUUCUUUCUUCUCCAAGUACACACCUGCUAUUGAUAUAUGGAGUAUAGGCUGUAUAUUCGCGGAAGUCUUGACAGGAAAACCGUUGUUUCCGGGUAAAAGCAUUGUGCAUCAACUGGAUUUGAUUACUGAUCUUCUUGGGACACCAUCGGUGGAUACAAUUUCAGGAGUACGAAAUGAGAAAGCAAGAAAAUAUUUAAUGGACAUGAAGAAGAAGUGUCCCAUCCCUUUUGCCAAGAAAUUCCCAAAUGCAGAUCCUCUAGCUCUCAAAUUAUUGCAAAGAUUGUUGGCAUUUGAUCCCAAGGACAGACCAAGUGCUGACCAGGCAUUAGCUGAUCCUUACUUCAAGGGGCUAUCGAAACUUGAGAGGGAACCAUCUUGUCAGCCAAUCUCAAAGUUGGAAUUCGAAUUUGAGCGCCGGAGAGUGACCAAAGAAGACAUCCGGGAAUUAAUAUACCGGGAAAUUCUAGAGUACCAUCCUCAAUUGUUGAAGGACUAUGUCUCCGGAAAUAGUGGCAUUAGUUUUAUCUAUCCCAGUGCUAUUGGUCAGCUCAAAAAGCAAUUUGGCCAUCUUGAGGAAAACAUCGGCAAAAGCGGCCCUGUGAUUCCUCCGGACAGAAAGCACGUCUCUCUCCCAAGAUCCACGGUGAACACUACAACGAUUCCUCCACAAGCGCAGCUGUAUAUGUAUUCAUACGACAAUCCAAAAAUGGGGCGAGAGAUGUCGACAGGAGCUAUUACAGGAACUCUAUCAAAUGUCUCGAGAGCUCCUCCCCGGGCACCUAAUGCCAAGCUCGGCAAAGAAAUGGGACCCGUCCUACCGUACGAAAACACCAAACCGGCGAAAAUGGAUGGACGGGGAUACAUCCAAAACGCGAUCCUUCCACCUCACUCCAACUCUCCGCAAUGCUUCUUCAGGCCCGACGCCGGGAAGAUUCCAGAGAAACAGAGUCGAGAACGAUCCAACCAAUACAUGACGAGCCACGACAUGAACACCAAUCCGUAUCAUCGACACCAGACAAGUGGAAAAUCGACAGCCAUGCUGAGUAACCAGAUUGCUAUCGAUGCGAAGCUGUUGCAGGCUCAGUCGCAGCUCGUUGCUGCUCGCCGGGAGGUUGGGACCCUUCAGCUCGGACUUACUUAAUGAAAUGAAACGAAAUGAUAUGAUCGAUGGCGACUCGACGCCCAUGGCAAGAAAAAAGAAAUCGAUCAUUCGAUCGGUUGUGUUCAAGAUAGCAUUGUUAGGAGUGAAUGCAAUGAUGUUUUGUGGAUGGAUCGAUGUUGAGCGCUCUUAAUAAGAAUCAAGUUAUGUCUUUGGUAAAGGUUCGAGGUGAGGUUCGGUUCGGGUCGGGUCGGGUGUAAUGUAGCGUAGCAUAUACUCAUUUUUAGUGAACUUGCAAAUGAUUAAUAUAUAUAUAUAUAUAUAUUCA